AUGCCUCCUAUACGACGGAGCAAUCUAGGUAGAAUAACCCGAAAUGCUACCAACCAAGCUAAUUACCGAUCUAACCAAAGUCCUCAAGAACGUGACGACCGAAAUGAACGUGAAAGAAUUCGGAUAUCACAAACGCGUGAAGCGCGAACGCGAAAUUCAACUAAUAAUCGCGCAAGCAUUAAAAUACAAAACGAAGCCAAUGGAUUGUGUUGCGCAAAUGGUAAAGUGAAAUUGAUACCAUUGGAUCCACCACCAGAACCAUUGUACUCAUUGGUUUCAGGAAUAGGAACAGAUUCUAUACACUUUUUGACAAAUAUCCAACAAUAUAACAAUUGCUUUCAAAUGACUUCAUUUGGGGCAACAAAUGUAGUUCGGGAAAAUUUUAUGCCAACUUUCAAGAUACAAGGGCAAAUAUAUCACAGAGCAGGUUCACUGUUACCAGUGUCAGAUAGCGACAACAAAUUCCUGCAAAUUUAUUUUAUGGGCAAUUCACCACAAGAAAUUGAUCUGCGUUGUGCACAUAACAAUUUAGUAAAGAGGUCUAUUGUAGAACAAUUACAAACUUUAUUUCAUCAACACAAUCAAUUGAUUAUAUUGUCUAAAACUGCCCUGGAUCUGAUGCCAUCCGAUAAUCACAAAAUUGUAAUCAGAGCUGAUAAAACACCUGCAGGUCAACAUACAAGACGUUUUAAUGCACCAACUAUUGAUGAAGUUGCUAUCGUUGUAGUUGGAGAAAACUUGGAAUCCCGUGAUAUUGUUUUACGUCGUCGGAAUGAUCAAUUACAACGUAUAAAGGAAACACACCGCUCAUAUGAUGCACUGCAAUAUCCCAUUAUAUUUUGGCAAGGUGAAGAUGGCUACGAUUUCUCAAUAAAAAUGAUAAAUCCCAUUACAGGUUCUGAAACCAACAAAAAAGUCAGUUCAAUGAACUAUUAUUCAUACCGCCUAAUGAUUCGGGAAAAUGAAGAUAAUCACAUAUUGAAAUGUCGGCGAUUAUAUCACAAAUAUGUUGUUGACAUGUAUGUUAAAAUUGAAACGGAGAGAUUAACAUUCAUCAGGUUGAAUCAAACCAAACUCCGAUCUGAAGAGUAUAUUCACCUUCGAGAUGCGAUUAAUACUGAUGGAAAUGCACAGAAUGUCGGUCGGAUGACUAUUCUUCCAGCAACAUACAUCGGAAGCCCUCGGCAUAUGCACGAAUAUGCUCAAGAUGCCAUGUUGUAUGUUCGUCAUUAUGGUACAGCAGAUUUGUUCAUCACAUUUACAUGCAAUCCGCAAUGGAUAGAAAUCAAUCAGGAGUUAUUCUCUGGGCAAUCACCCAUUGAUCGUCAUGAUAUUACAGCCAGAGUCUUUAGACAAAAGUUGAAAUCUUUAAUGGAUUUCAUCGUAAAACAUAAUGUGUUUGGUGAGACAAGCUGCUGGAUGUAUUCUGUGGAGUGGCAGAAACGAGGAUUGCCACAUGCACACAUUUUGAUUUGGUUGGUUGAAAAUAUAAGGCCAAAUGAAGUUGAUGCAGUGAUAUCAGCUGAAAUCCCUAAAGUACAAGUAGAUCCUGGAUUGCAUCAGGUAGUUAUCAAAAACAUGAUACAUGGUCCCUGUGGAACUCUUAAUCAAAAUUCACCGUGUAUGAUGGAUGGUAAAUGUUCAAAACGAUAUCCACGGAUAUUAAUAUCGGAAACAAUUACUGGUAAUGACGGUUAUCCAUUGUAUCGUCGCAGAUCGACAGCAGACAAUGGAAAAUCAACAAUUGUCAAAUUAAAUUAA
Messenger RNA from Aphis gossypii (cotton aphid), 1761 nucleotides. RefSeq lists its product as uncharacterized. Bases 1 to 1761 code for a protein of 586 amino acids. The transcript is spliced from 4 exons. NCBI's taxonomy places the organism in Eukaryota, Metazoa, Arthropoda, Insecta, Hemiptera, Aphididae. The record is from RefSeq and is a predicted model, not a curated record.